Messenger RNA from Lasiosphaeria miniovina, 600 nucleotides. Its product is annotated as trimeric LpxA-like protein. Bases 1 to 600 code for a protein of 199 amino acids. The record is from RefSeq and is a predicted model, not a curated record. The transcript is spliced from 2 exons. Lineage: Eukaryota; Fungi; Ascomycota; Sordariomycetes; Sordariales; Lasiosphaeriaceae. Gene Ontology annotation, cellular component: dynactin complex.
AUGUCGAGACGACCACCGCGCGGCGAGUAUAUUGAGACGGACACGGGCAACAAGGUGGCUCGCAAAGCGACACUCGUCGGCACCCAGAACAUCAUUCUCGGCGGCAAGACAGUCAUCCAGCCCGAAGUCAUGAUCCGCGGCGACCUCGUGCGAUCCGUGCAGUCGGCGUCGGCGGCGUCGUCGUCGGGCGCCUCCGCUAACAACACGGCCGUCUCGAUUGGGCGCUACUGCUUCCUCAGCCGAGCCAGCUGUCUGCGCCCUUCGGGCCGCUUCUACAAGGGUGCCUUCACCUACAUGCCCCUGCGCAUGGGCGACCACGUCUUCGUCGGCCACGGCUCUGUCGUCCAGGCCGCCUCGGUCGGCAGCCACGUCCACAUCGGCGCCCGCGUCGUCGUCGGCGAGCUCGCCAUCAUCAAGGACUACGUGCGCGUCCUCGACGACUCCAUCAUCCCCCCCAACAUGGUCAUACCCAGCUUCAGCAUUGUCGCCGGCCAGCCUGCGCGUGUCAUUGGCGAAGUCCCCGAGGGCGGCCACGAGGCCUUUGAGCUCAGAGACCUAUACAAGACGGUCGGCAACAACCCACACCCCGUUCCCACAUGA